This is a messenger RNA of Nylanderia fulva, 1951 nucleotides long. It is a transcript of the gene Tssk, whose product is annotated as Testis-specific serine/threonine kinase. The record is from RefSeq and is a predicted model, not a curated record. Gene Ontology annotation, biological process: protein phosphorylation; microtubule cytoskeleton organization; intracellular signal transduction. Gene Ontology annotation, cellular component: cytoplasm. Lineage: Eukaryota; Metazoa; Arthropoda; Insecta; Hymenoptera; Formicidae. Gene Ontology annotation, molecular function: ATP binding; tau-protein kinase activity.
UUUUUAAUAUAAAAUGUAGAUAAAAAAUUAAUCAAUAAGCAAUUAGAAAUUAAGAUUAAGGAAUACAACAGACAUAUUAAAAUGAAAGAAUUGUAUUUGUAAUGCGUGAUAAAUUCAUAGAGAACGUGAACACAUGAAAUGUAUAGCGAGAGAAGCUAUCUGUGAUUACAUCGGAUCGAUCUAGCGUGUUGCGCGAUUGUUCUAAUUGUUCCAAGUAUAAUGGCUGCGCUCGAAUGAAACGCGGAUCUUUACCUUCCUCCCGUCAUACACCAAGCGCAAGCUGGUCCCGGGCUUGUCCAAAAUUCUAGUGCGCUCAACCGCCUUUCUCUGUCUCUCUCAAAUGACCGAACGGAUCCGCUUUCUUGUCGGACGCAUCGAUGUAACAGCGAGAAGAUACCGCUCGGUGCCGCUUCAGGGAAGAAAUCGCGUCAGCGAAACCUGCUACUGCCAGCAGCCGAAGAAUAGCGAGCGACCAAACAAAAAAUAAUAGAGCUAGAGAUUAAAAAGAAAUUUUCUUGGUCCUUACUUUCUCGUGGAUAUAUACUACACGCAGGAAGAUCCACGUUCGAUCGACUGUCCAUCCUCGAGAGUGGAUUCAGUGGAAAGGUCAGUGAUGAAGGGUCGAUGAAGAAUCACUUGGCAUGGCCACGCAAGUCAGCACCCGAAACUCGGAGGUAAACGCUCUCGAGCAGCGGGGAUAUCUCAUCGGCAAAAAAAUCGGACAGGGCUGUUACGCAACCGUCCAUCUGGCAGAGUAUAUCGAUGGAACGAAUUCCAAGAAGAUGCGUCUGGCUUGUAAGAUCUUCGACAAAAAAAAGGCGCCGGACGACUUCUUGAACAAGUUCUUUCCCCGCGAACUCGAGAUUUUAACAAAGAUAGAAAAUCCGCAUAUUAUUCAAGUGCACAGUAUCCUGCAGCGUGGUCCGCGCGUCUUCAUCUUCAUGCGUUACGCUGAUAACGGCGAUCUGCUGGAUUUUGUGAUAAGCAACGGCAGAGUGCCGGAACAGCAGUCGCGGCUCUGGUUUCGUCAGAUGGCAUCCGGCUUGUACUAUCUGCACAGCAAGAACAUUGCCCAUCGUGAUCUCAAGUGCGAGAACAUCCUCCUCUCGCGCAAGUUCAACGUAAAACUGGCAGACUUCGGUUUCGCCAGGUUCUGCGUAAACCACGAAGGUCGGCGGGUCCUCAGCCAGACUUACUGCGGCUCGGCCGCCUACGCUGCGCCGGAGAUUGUCGCCGGGAUCCCGUACAAUCCGAAAUUGGCGGACGUGUGGUCGCUCGGCAUCAUCCUCUUCAUCAUGCUCAACGGCAGGAUGCCGUUCGACGACGAGGACCUACGGAAGCUCCUCAAGGAUCAGAAGUCGCGCAACUGGGUGUUCAGAUCGCGCGUCCGUGACACCGUGUCCGUGCUGGCCAAGAACAUUGUCCGGCAGAUCCUCGAGCCAGACAUCACCCUGAGGCUGACUCUCGAGAAAGUGCUAGGUCACGAGUGGAUGAGAGCGAGGAAGGAGGGAACCAACUCGCUCGCCGGAAGGCUCGUCCAUUCAGCUCCACCGAGUCAUACUCCGAUGUGCGGAGGUGGUAAUCUGAGCGGGUCACGUGCAAGAACCGAGAAUGUACCUGUCACAGCGAGAACACACUCUUUAAGAAAAGAUUCGGAAAAUCAGAAUCAGCCGUCCUCAAAGACGAUAAAUAUUUCGGGAAAAUUGCAACUGCCUAUCACCGUUGGAUAAGACAAACAUUUAUGAACAUUUCAAGACAAUACGCAAUUAGAACAACGAGAUUAUACAAGCUAAUAAUUUCUUAAAUUUAAUCAUUUUUUAAGAUAUUUACACGAAUCUUUAUACUAGUAUUUUUUUCCAUUUUCUAUUGAUUACAGUCAAUCAAAUAUGUGCAAACUUACAUGCAUGUUGAUAAUGUAUUAUGUUAUUUUAAUAAAAACAAAAAUUUAUAA